CCAGUCUCAACUCAGGAUGGACUUACACAGCUCUUGCAGCCACAAGGUUGAAUCUGCCCAAAGUAUGACAAGAUGUUCUCAGGUGGAGAGCCAGCCUACUCCAGACGGCAGGUUGAGCAUCUUCUGUCUUCAUUACUGAGGGUUUUUGUGGCCCAGUGUCAUAUCUUUGCUGAGCAGCAGGGUGGGAUGGAUCUACAAGAUGAGUUUAGAAAUUAUGCAAAAGCAGUCAUGAAGGAUAUAAAAGCUGGUGACGUUCACCUGCAGAAGUUUAGUGGCCAGUGUGUUGACGACCCCUCUGUGUUGGUAAUGUCUAAGUUCAAGAGGCGUGUUUUGUGCAAGGCCCACCUGCUCACCUCAGAGAUGGACACGCUCAUGGAGAUGACUGACAAUGUCGAUGUCCAUCAUUUUGAGCCGUACCAUGAGACUGUCAAUACCUUCUGCCGGGAACUACCUCACCAGACAUCUUUCUCUAAAGACUUCUUUCCAAGCUUCCCAAACCUGCAAGUCUUUUCACUUCACGAAUGUGGCAAACUCACAUCUCUUCCUGCAGGAGUGUCAGAAUGUGCCCGCCUUAAGAUUGUGUCAUUCACAGAGAGUGCCAUCAAAGAACUUCCCAGUGACAUCUUCUUGGUGCCAUCGCUGAUACGACUCAAUUGUCAUAUAUUGCCUGUAUCAUCUUUACCCAAUCAGUGGCCGGCAUCAAGUCAGCUGACUCACCUUGAACUUGUUGGACUUCAGUUGACACAGAUACCUGCAGACAUUGGGGGCUUGCACGAAUUGUUGACCUUGAACCUCAGCAGUAACCCUUUGACUGACAUUCCCCCGGAAAUCGGCCAUUUGAAAAAACUGAAGGUUUUAAAUCUAUCAGGAAUGGCCUGGAUUACAUUUGAAGGCUCCAAAACUGCAAUGUCACGAGAGCAGUAUGACAGCUGGUUUGAUGACCACAAGUUUGUGCAGACCUAUCUGCCCCAACUGGAUACACAGAGAACAUUCAUGCAGCAUGAUGUGAACAAGAAUGGGAUGCUGGACGAGGAGGAGUUGGCGGUACUCAACCUGCGGCUGUACUGGGACAUUCCUCGCAUAGGCUCUGCCUGCAUCACUGAUGAUGAGUAUGGCGGCAUCCCAAAGGCGGUGUUUCGGAUGUCAGCUCUGGAGGAGCUGUACCUGGAGUACACCGCCAUCACUGCCAUCCCAGUCUACAUGUGUCGCCUCGUCAAUCUGCGCGUGCUCAGCCUCGAGCACUGCCCCCUGCUGGAGAGCUUGCCUGGGUCACUCGGUCACCUCCCCAACAUGAAGAAAUUAGACUUGAUUGGUUGUCCCUCCUUGAGAACCCCACCCAAUGAGGUUGUGAGUCGUGGCUUUGAGCCCGUCAAGGCAUAUCUGAAACGACUGGCUGGAGGCUUCACAGCGUGCCGCAGAACCAAGCUGAUGCUGGUGGGGUUGGGAGGUGCUGGCAAGACAAGCCUUCUGAAGGCUCUCAUGAGUCACAACAAGAAAACAGAGGGGACGAAGGGAGAGGAUAUCACAGACGGAAUAGUCAUCCAGCCUUGGACGGUGAAGACUGAUGAUGAUAUAGAAAUCACCUACAACACCUGGGACUUUGCAGGACAAACCCUCUACUAUAACACACACCAGUUUUUCCUAUCCAAGAGAGCUGUGUACAUCUUGCUGUGGUCAACGCGCCAAGGGUUCGAGCAUGCUGGUCUGGACUUCUGGCUCAGCUCCAUUGCUUGCCACGCCCCCAAGACACCCAUCUUCGUGGUUGGCACCCACUGUGAUCAAGUACCAAAGGCUGAUAUUCCUGUUUCGGAGCUCACCAGGAGAUAUCCACAGAUUGCUGGCUUCCAUUUCAUCAGCUCGGUCACAGGCAUGGGCGUGGCUGAUUUGGAGAAACAGCUGUUAAAAGUCACCUUGGAGCAGAAGAACAUGGGUGAGAAGAUACCGCAAGUGUGGUUGAAUCUGGAGAAGAAGAUCCUGGCGGCACGUUCAUCAACCAGUAUCCUCAAGUGGGAGGUCAUCAAGGAGUAUGGCAUGGAGGUCGGCAUCUACGAUGAGAAAGAUAUUAAAGAAGCAGUGCAGUUCCUUCAUGAGCUGGGCACUGUUCAGUACUUUGACAAUGACUUCCUCCUCGAGGACCAGAUCGUCAUUAACCCCCAGUGGAUCGUCAACGUCAUGUCCUGUGUUGUCUCCGUCAAAACUCCCUAUCAGGAAGAUGCAGGUCGGUUCAGCCACAAGUACAUUAGUGAUGUCUGGAAGGAUUAUCCCCCCUCACUCCACCAGUGGCUGCUGCAGUUAACUGAGGAGUUUGACCUGACCUUCCCACUACCAAAAGAACCAGUCAACAUAGUGCCAUGUCUCCUGCCCCCAGAAGAACCAUCAGAGAUAGAGAACUGGGCAGAAGGCAGCAGGUUUGAGGACACCAGGCAGACCAAGAUGGUGUACAAGUUUGCUUACCUUCCUGCUGGACUUUUCAACAGAGCCCAGGUUCGAUUGUUCCAGUUCUCAGAUGGGAAGCUAAUCUGGAAGCGUGGAUCUCUCCUAAACAAGAACAACCAUGUUGCCCUCAUCAGACAGAUCAG
Molecule: messenger RNA, 2579 nt
Organism: Haliotis rubra (blacklip abalone)
Lineage: Eukaryota; Metazoa; Mollusca; Gastropoda; Lepetellida; Haliotidae
Product: probable serine/threonine-protein kinase roco11
Exons: 16
Molecular function (GO): protein binding; calcium ion binding
Source: RefSeq, a predicted model, not a curated record